UCGUUUGUUCUGGCUAUAACUGGUUCUUGCUGCUUGAUGACUGGCUUCGUCUCUCUCCUUCAGUACCUGACUAUCAUUCUCUUUAAUUAUAGUGAAUACUGUCAGACUCUCUUGUAUUGGAUCAAGUAUUUUGGUUUACUUGUUUCACUGGCGUUUUAUUUCAUUAACGUGUAUACAACAGUACAGCAGUCACUUACUUAUACACUGAUCAUUUCUUUAUUAACUGCUGCUCAUAAGUAUCUCACUACCAGUGUUUCCCUUAUUUGUAAUAGUGAAUACUGUCAGACUCUCUUGUAUUGGAUCAAGUAUUUUGGUUUCACACUGUUGCUUCAUUUCAUUAACUUGUAUAUAACAGUACAGCAUUUGCUUAGUUAUACUCUGAUCAUUUCUUUGUUAACUGGAGCUCAUUUUGUUACGUAUCUCACUACCAGUGUUUCCCUUAGCUCUAAUAGUGAAUACUGUCAGACUCUCUUGUUCUUGUAUUGGAUCAAGUAUUUUGGUUUCACACUGUUGCUUCAUUUCAUUAACUUGUAUACAGCAGCAAUUUUUACAGUCCUAUACACAGUGACCAUCUAUACUGUUUAUUGUCCUAUAAACACAUUUUAUUCCUUGUUUUUUUGGUUCAGUACUAUAAUGGCACAAUUACACAUGAACUUAGUUACUACAAGUGUCAUGAAUGGCUUAAAGUUUUUGAUGCCAUGGACGAUAACACAAUUUGAUGAGUCAUUUACCGUUUUAGAAUUUUUUAAUGAGACUGUGAAGCCCCGGUUGGACAUUGAAUGCCUUUUGCUGUCUGCCCUUGUUGGACAAGAAAGACAUACGCUUGUGCUUGUUGAUAUAAAUUUGCCACUCUCUGCUCUAGUCCCUGAAUAUGGUCGAUAUUUACAGUAUAAAGUUCAGUCUACUGACGAUGGUGUUGUUACUGCCACUGAUACGGAUGAGAGUUUUUCAUUGUCAGUUCCUGAACCUGUGAGAGAAAGAAAUAGGAAAGAUGUUUUAUAUAAUCGGAUUAUUUCAUUUUUUAACUCUUCAUCAGUUGGCUGGUUACAGGACGAAAUCACAUUGGCAAAUAAACUGUUAGUCACUCUAAGGGAUAUUUUCUGGCAUAUUGAUGGUCAUUUCCAUGUAUUUGAUAGAGUCAAGAAACCUAUUCCCUCCAUUUUUAAUAUCUUUACUGGGUUUAAUAUUCCUGAGCAAUCAAAGCAUCGUAAGAGACGAACUGGAAAUAUUUGUGCCGAUCAGCUUCGUGGAUUUGCACUGGAUCUUUCACAGCUUUUAUUGGAGUGCUACUGGGAAAGGGAGACAUGGAAAGACCUUAAGCCACAUUUUGUGGAUCUCUUUUCAAGUCUCAGUUGUUAUUCUGAGUACUUAAUUGACAAAAAUAAAAGAUCGAAGGAAAAUCACAAAAGCCCUACUCCUGUUCGUGAGUUAUCAGAUCACUUUUCUACACAAGUACUAGAAGAAUCAGAAUCUGUUCCUUCAUCUCUGUCUGCUAUUGAUAAGCUAGUAUCGAGUCAGUCUGUAUAUGCACAUACUUCGAUUGAUCAUCUGCUACCUUCAGAGUCUUUGAAAAAGCACAGACUUAUAAAUUUGUUGACUGAAAGUGGGCUAUCUUGUCGUGCCAUGCUUUUGAUGUAUGCUCCAGGUGGUAGUAUCGCAAACCUUCAUUUUAUGUGGCCGUUGCCACUAGAUAUUAGUGAUGAAUCUAUACUACAUCAGAGGAGUCAAUCUACCAUUGAAAAAAUUAAACUGUUACUCCCUGUCUUUCAUACUAGAGCAAUGAAGAGAGCAAUGUUUGACAAAUUUGGCCGCAUUUCAAAGAAUGUCAAACCUUUUCAGCUGAGGUAUUUUUAUAAGGAACUUACAGGUGAUAGUUCUGCUUCAUCUACUACUGAUGAAGAUGUAAUAGAUAAAAGAAUCAAAGAGAUUGUGGAAAUGGAAGAUUAUGAUAUUAUUGAUGAUCUUAGAAAGCAUAAUGGUAUUAGAUCAACCCGUUAUGAUGUUUUUUGGGAGCAUUGUAAUGAUUUUCUGAAUGAAGAUAUAGGAUAUGUUGUUGAUGAGCGUAGACAUGGCCAGAUCACACAUUUGGCACGGGCAAUAUCAAUCAGAGACUUCAUCGAUCAAGUGAAGGCCCUAUGUCCAGAAGGUACACCUAUACCAUGUGAAGAGUGGGUCAGGUUGCAGUUUUGGCCAAAGACUCCUUCGGCCAAGGCAUCAUUACAGCAUACUGGUCGUUUUACUAUGAAGUUCAUGAUUCAGCAAAGGCAGUGGAGACAGAACCAUCCCGACUCACACUAUGCAGCUGCUUGUUUUAGAUACAAGAGGGAAUAUGCCCUACAGAUUCGCUCUGAAUGUUCAUUUAUAUGCCUUGAUGACAAGCAUAAGAUUAAGAUCGGUGAACCUGGUUACCCUGUGGCUUCAGCUUUGAGAGGAAAGAAGGUAUCUGUACGAAGUGAUGAAACAUUGGCAGUAGGAGAUCACAACUUUACCAAGUUCUCCGUAAUACCCUCUGUGAUCUUUUCAAUUGAUAUUCCAGAUGAAAUUUCUGAAUCUUGGUACAAAGGUGCUGUUUUUGUGGGAGUAAAAGAUCUUAUAUAUGAGCCAUCAUCUCCAUUUCGGCACAUGACUGAGCUAUACAAAGUUCUUCAAAGCCAAUCUUUUUCAAAGCCUGUACUUUUUAUAUAUUCUGACGGAGGCCCUGAUCAUAGGCUCACCUACAUUAAUGUCCAGCUGUCACUCAUAUGCCUGUUUUUAAAGUAUAACCUUGAUUAUUUAUGUGCAGGGAGAACAGCACCACAUCAUAGUUGGAGAAAUCCUGUUGAACGUAUUAUGUCUGUUUUAAAUUUGGGUCUCCAAUGCGUAGGACUUGCACGCUCUGAAAUGUCAUCAGAAUUUGAAACUGUUAUUAGGAAGUGCAGUAAUUUAUCUGAUCUUCGACAGCAAUUGACAUCAUGUAAAGAAGAAUUGAGUGAUUCUCUUUCUCAUGUUAAAAUUCGUCUACAUAGUUUAUUUAGUCGUCUUCAACUUCAUGGCAAGGCAUUUGAAAUAUAUCAUUCAGCUACAAAUGAGGAGUUAAGUGAAUUUUGGUCUGCACUCAUAGCACUAGAUUCCACUUUGAUGGAGGGUGGCACUUACAGGAAGGACAAUAUCAGUCAGCAUGUAAAAGUUGCUGAAUUCAUUGAGCAUUGCUGCCAGCGAUCCCACUAUACUUUUGACAUUUUAAAAUGUGGCAAGUUGACUUGUUCAUUAUGUAAACCACCCCGAUUGCCACUCUCAUCUUUUAAAGAGUUAAAACACAUACCUCACCCGAUGCCCAUGGAAGAUGGCCACUAUCUGCCCUUCUUAGAAGCAUUCAAUAGUAUUAUGUCAGAAGAGCACCGUCCGAGUUAUGUAGCUAAAACUAAGGUACCGAAAAAGCAAAAGCACUCUCUACCUUUUCGAGGUACAGUACAGCACGUCAAAAAUGCUAGUAUCAUGGUCCAGUGUGCUUUAUGCAAUAUGUGGAGGCUGGUAUUUUCUAGAUUUAAGCUAGAUCAGAGAUGCUGCUCACCGUCAGACACUGCAGGAUAUUUUGGAUGA
Molecule: messenger RNA, 3579 nt
Organism: Amphimedon queenslandica
Lineage: Eukaryota; Metazoa; Porifera; Demospongiae; Haplosclerida; Niphatidae
Exons: 12
Coding region: 37-3579 (1180 amino acids)
Source: RefSeq, a predicted model, not a curated record